UAGGUUAAGCCAUGGCAGGAAGCAGGCAGGACCUAAAAGCAGUAGGAGGACUCUCUUCAGGUGUAGGUAAUGUAUUUCUAAAGUGCCAAGUCACAAAACUCAGUAGGCUGCAAGAACAAGGAACAAAGAGCAGGCAGCUUGAACAGAACACUACUAACAUGGCCACUGAACACAACAAUCCCACAAAGACAGAGUGAGGGAGAGAGGGCACCAGGUGACGUGACUACUGACAGAGACAGGUGAGUAUGAUGACACUGAUUAGGCCACACACACACACAUACACAUACACACAUACACACACAGAAGGAAAGGGAGACAGGGCAGACCUCACAUCCAUACUCCUGUAUUUGAAGUUCUCCACUCUCUGGAUUUUAAGUCAGUGAGGAGUAACACUGGCUUUAUUCUCAGUGUUAUCUUUAAAGUGCUGACACGGCACUAGCUUGCAUUCAUGCCCUGCUUUUUUCACCCAGCCAACGCUGAGCCAGGUGAAGGAGCCAUCAGCUGAAGAGGAGGAAGAAGAGGAGGAGAGGAAAAGGGGUGACUGCCUUGAUGAAAUCCUCUGUCAUGUCACUACAGUGUGGACCUUGACUGAUCAGAGGAAGAAGACCAGAGAGAUAGAAAGACUCAGACAUAGAGAAGAACAGAGCUGUAACAGAGAGGAGAAGAAGGAGGUGAAGUCUGGUGCUGUGUUUAAUUAUGACUUUGGACAGAUGAACUAACGAACACAGAACUGCAGAGUUUUGUUGGCUGGAGUUCACCUAACAAGACGAGGAGAAAGCAAUCUAGGAAGACUACUGUCCUCAGCCCAGCUCCAGGGCAGCGAGUGGACUUAGUGUUAGUGUGAGUUUGUGUGUGUGUUGAGUGCAUACCCGGUGGAGGGCAAAAGACUGGAGGGCCAGGGGACUAACCUGGCCAUCAAACGGACUGGCAGCGUCUCCUCUCCUGGGAUCAUGUACCCUCAGGGCAGACAUCCGGUCCCUUUGCAGCCGGGCCAGUCUUUUAAGUUCACAGUUCUGGAAACACUGGACCGCAUCAAAGAAGAAUUCCAGUUCCUCCAAGCUCAGUAUCACAGUCUGAAGCUGGAGUGUGAGAAGCUGGCCAGUGAGAAGACUGAGAUGCAAAGGCACUACAUCAUGUACUAUGAAAUGUCCUACGGUCUCAACAUUGAGAUGCACAAGCAGGCGGAGAUUGUAAAGCGUCUCAGUGCCAUCUGUGCUCAGAUUAUCCCUUUUCUGUCUCAAGAGCACCAGCAACAGGUGGUCCAAGCGGUGGAGAGAGCCAAACAGGUCACCAUGGCUGAACUGAAUGCCAUUAUUGGGCAGCAGCAGCUCCAACACCUGUCUCAUCAUGCCCCUGGCAUCCCCUUGACACCGCACCCAUCAGGCCUGUCCCUAGGUUCAGGCGGCUCUGGUCUUCUGGCAUUGACUGGAGCUCUUGGAGUCUCAGCCCACCUUGCGUCCAAAGAUGAACGCAACCACCUUGACCCUGAACAUCUUCGAGAGGGCGCACCAAGCAGGAGCAAGUCAGUGUCAUCAACAGACAGUCAGCCCCCUGAGGAGCGCCAGGGCCCAUCUGGGGGCUACUCCUCCUCACAGGGAGGAGCUGAGGCCAAGAGGAGGCGCUGUGAUGAUAAGGAAUCUCUCCCACCACAUUCCUAUGACAGUGAUGGAGACAAAAGUGAAGACAACCUCGUGGUGGACGUCUCCAAUGAGGAGCCCAACUCCCCUGCAGGCAGCCCCCCACACUCCCCCCACGGGAAUGGUUUAGACCGGGCUCCUUCCUUAAGGAAAGAGCUCCCAGGAAUCUCAAGUGCAGGAGAAGGUCCGACCACCCCGAACCCCCGCAGCCCAACCCCGGGCAAGUCCAAGGACUCUGUUCAGGGGGAUAAAUCCCAGUCUCCAUUGUCCAAGUCCAGCACCCCGUCCCCGUCUCAUCGUGAAGCCCUCACCCCUGGAGCAACAGGAGCCCCAGGAGCUCCUGGUCCCAGCACCUCCUGCCUUCGUUUGGUCAGCAAAGCAGCAACAAGCGCAGACCCCCUCGCUCUCCGCAGCCCCCUGUCUGUGCCCCCUGGUUCAUACCCAGCUCAUUUUGGCGUGGUAUCCCACGCAGGACUGAACGGGGAGCUGGCGAGUCCAGGAGGUUUCGGUGGAGCUCUGACCCUCUCCCCGCAAAUCAGUGCAGCAGCCAGCGCCUACUCUCGAAGCUCCAUGGUGGCCUAUGACUCCCGUUCUCACCUGAGAGCAGCAGGGCUGCCCUCCUCUCUGCCCAGCUCCUCUGGUGGAAAACCAGCCUACUCGUUCCACGUCAGUGCUGACGGGCAGAUGCAGCCGGUGCCAUUUCCCCCUGACGCCCUGCUGGGCCCAGGAAUCCCUCGCCACGCCCGACAGAUUCACACCCUGAACCACGGAGAGGUGGUGUGUGCCGUCACCAUCAGCACCUCCACACGUCACGUCUACACUGGAGGAAAAGGUUGCGUCAAAGUGUGGGACAUCAGCCAGCCGGGCACCAAGAGUCCAAUGGCCCAGCUGGACUGUCUGAACAGGGAUAACUACAUCCGCUCCUGUAAAAUCCUCCCUGACGGCCGAACCCUGAUCGUGGGCGGGGAGGCCAGCACUCUGUCCAUCUGGGAUUUAGCCACGCCCACUCCACGCAUCAAGGCAGAGCUGACAUCAUCUGCUCCGGCCUGCUACGCUCUGGCCAUCUCUCCUGACAACAAGGUCUGCUUCUCCUGCUGCAGUGAUGGAAACAUCGUGGUCUGGGACCUUCACAACCAGACCCUGGUCAGACAGUUCCAGGGUCACACAGACGGAGCGAGCUGCAUCGACAUCUCCAACGAUGGCACCAAGCUGUGGACGGGAGGACCGGACAACACGGUCCGCUGCUCGGCCCUGAGAGAGGGAAGACAGCUGCAGCAGCACGACUUCACCUCACAGAUCUUCUCUCUGGGCUACUGUCCAACAGGAGAGUGGUUGGCUGUGGGAAUGGAGAGCAGCAACGUGGAAGUCCUGCACGUCUCCAAACCUGACAAAUACCAGCUGCACCUCCACGAGAGCUGCGUUCUCUCCCUCAAGUUUGCCUUCUGUGGCAAAUGGUUUGUGAGCACAGGAAAAGACAAUCUUCUGAAUGCGUGGAGGACACCGUACGGAGCCAGCAUUUUCCAGUCCAAGGAGUCCUCGUCUGUGCUGAGCUGCGACGUCUCUCCGGACGACAAGUACAUAGUGACAGGAUCUGGGGACAAGAAGGCCACGGUGUAUGAGGUGGUGUACUGAGGGCCCGCCAUGACAGGACGGAGACUGAGGAGGAGGAGGUGCAGUGGGUUGCCCUGCCAACUCCUAAUCCUCAUUACAUCAGCAGCUGCAGCACCUCUGUCUCCGUCUUCUUAAGUCCCUCUAACUCCCUCUCUCUCUUACCCACCAGCCCCGCUGCCCCCUUUUUUUCUGCUGUGAUAUAAACUACUGUGGAAGCUUCCCAGUGCUGCCUCUCUCCUCCGCCUUCCACUUUUAGCCCAGGGAUGAGGCAUGGUAGCAUGGAGAGAGACAGAGAGGGAGGGUGGGGGCGAGAUAAGAAGGACAAAGGGAAAGGGCAGUGGAGCAUAAAGAUAAAGUCGUGAGAAGAAAGGAAGGGAAAGAUGAGGAGAAAGCGUGAGGAAGAGAAAUGAAAGGAAGGAGGGGGGGGGCAGGGUAAUUAGGGCUGUUUCCUGAUUAAGAGCUCAGUGGAAGGGAGGCCCCCAGAGGAGGUGGGGAGCGGCACUGUGGGAGCAGCAGCCAGGAGCACUGAUACCACACAAUCGAUUCAUUAGCCAGACAGUGGAGGCCUUAAUGAGGCUGACGCCGCAGCUCGCUCUCCCCGGCGAGAGGUGUCGGGGGCUGGGGAGUGAUGACGCUGUGAGACGGAGGAGGAGGGUGAGACAGGGGGUGGUGGUGGUGGGGGGGCUGCUUCUCAUAUCUGCAUAUCAUGUCACCGAACACUUUAACACACAGCAACACAUAGUUACACAAGGAACACGUCAUCAAACAAGAACACACACUUGGACACACUCCCCUGAGGUAGAAAAGAGAAGACAAACACUCACUCUCUCUCUCUCUCUCUCUCUCUCUCUCUUUCACACACACACACACACACACACACACCACCCAAUUAAACAUUCAUCGCCACACUCCCCAUCUCACUUCCUAAUAUCUAUUUUGUUUGGUCAGACAAAGGCAGCGUCUAAUGAGCAGCAGAGUCUCUGGAUCCUCCCAGGACCAACACACAAAUACAGAGCAUCAGCUGAACUGUUCCCCUCUAUUUCCUCUGGACUGUUCUCCUGACGACAGCCGCUCAUCACUGGAUGACAUAGCAGCAAGGCUAACCUACUGUACAGCAAACUAAAAUCUGCAAAUUAACAUCAGCAACUGUACUCAGCAGUUAUGAAUUAAAUGUUUGUCUGAUUUUUGUACACUUCUUUUUUCUGUCUUCAUUAAACAGAGAAAAUACAGUUCAACUCAGUCCUUCUAUAGUGAACCCUAGUGGUCAAAGUGCACAGGCCAAAUUUUGUUUGAUAAGCUAAUGGCUGCAUUUAUUUGAGAUACUAAAGAGUUCAAAAUGAUUGAAAAGAUUUUUAAAAUUAUACAUUUUCAUUUAUUUUUGUUUGUUUGUUUAUAUUAUUAAUAAUCUCAUGUGUGUAUGCUAAGAUCGAAGCUACUGCUAGCUGCAGGCUAACUCCUGAACAUGAGGAUACAAAAUCUGUUAGCUUGACACUAACUGUAUGGAACAAAUCACACCUGCUAGUAUCUGUGUAAUCCCAUGUAAAUGUCAUCUUAGCUUAAGCCAGUGGUUCUCCAUUUAAUUUCUGUCAUGCCCCCUCACCCCCCUUGGGGACAGAAAUAUUUUCACCCCACCCACUCACGAUCCACCCACUACGAAUUGAAAUACUAUUGAGAACCUGAUAAUGCGCAUAUUUUUAUCUGUACAAACCAUCAUUCAUUCAAGCAUUACAGCAUUGAUACAUGCGUGCCAUAUUACACUGGAAGCACCUUACCACGCCCUCCCCCAGAGAGGCUCGUCCCACUAUUUGAGAAGUACUGGCUUAAGCUAACUUAGCUUAGACUGAAGUACAGUCAUACGUUAGCUUCAUACUGUGGCUGUCUACUUGAGCAUAUCACAAUGUGACAUUUUAUAUACCAUAACAGUCAAAUACAUUUAUUAAGUUGAGCUUCUUCAUCAUGUUCAGGAAUCGCUCUUCAAUUUUACAUAUUUAGACACAAUCAGUAAAGAUUUAAGUGUUGACAGAAUUUGAUUCAUUUUAUUACCAUCCACUAGGUAAAAUUAUUUUUCCUACUGUAAUUAUUCCCUUCUUAGCUAGCUUCAGACUUAGCAUACACGUAAACAUAAAAAGCUAAAGGAAGACAUUUAAACAACCAUAUUAUUUUUUAUCACACGUCAGUCACGCUUCUUAAAUAAUGUUGAUGUAUAUGUAGUUUUCUGUGGAUAGGAAAAAAGUAAACCAUCAGUGAAACACUUUCUUGAACACUGUCUUCAGAUUUUGGGGACAGUUCCAGGCAGUGGUUUUAUCUGACCAGUUAACCCACACAAAAUUGAUAGUCUGUUUUUGUUUUGUUUUCUGAAAAACCACAUUUAAAGGAAAAUAUUUUUGAAUGUACUUUAGUCUGUUUCCAGUCCUUGUGUACUUUAACACAGUAUCUGUCUGAUCCAGACCUGCUCAUCACUGAGGUUACUCUGUUUACUGCAUGCUGGUUUCUCCUCAUCUGCUGAACAAACAGGACUCCCCACCGUAACAACAGUCGCUCUCAUAUCCAGCCUGACGAUAAAUAUGAAUUCUAACAGAACAGUAUGCAACUUAAUACAUUUGUAAAUGGAGCUGAUGCAGCGCUAGCAUUUAAAAGCCGUUGGAUUGACUGAACAUUCAGAGGGACUCAAACAGUGGCCACCGUAGCAGCCAGGGGUCCGUUCUUAUCUGUACAGUUUUAACGCCUUCUUCUGUCUCUAUUUCUGUAAGUAACAGAGAAAACUCAAGAAUACUCUCAUCCACGAGCUUGUACGCUGCUCACAGCGACGCUGUAUAAUGGCUAUGCAUUUGUUGACACAGCGUGAAUAUUUAGGGUGUUGUAUGGGACCUCUCUCUCUCUCUCUCUCCUGCCUCUGCUUUCUGUUCCUACAGUAUAACAAAGGACAAGCUCGUGUUUAGUUCCUCUUUUCUUAAUGCACUGUGUUUUCAUUCCUGUUUCCUGAUACAUUUCCCAUGUGCUGUACCAAAAAAAAGUGUGAAAAAAUAAAUCCAACUCAUGUUCAUCCUCUCA
Cynoglossus semilaevis (tongue sole) is the source of this 6299-nucleotide messenger RNA. RefSeq names its product TLE family member 2, transcriptional corepressor b (gene tle2b). Gene Ontology annotation, biological process: negative regulation of canonical Wnt signaling pathway; regulation of DNA-templated transcription. Gene Ontology annotation, cellular component: transcription regulator complex; nucleus. The transcript has 22 exons. Gene Ontology annotation, molecular function: transcription corepressor activity; protein binding. The record is from RefSeq and is a predicted model, not a curated record. Bases 951 to 3269 code for a protein of 772 amino acids. Lineage: Eukaryota; Metazoa; Chordata; Actinopteri; Pleuronectiformes; Cynoglossidae.